Messenger RNA from Dictyostelium purpureum, 17448 nucleotides. RefSeq lists its product as uncharacterized. Bases 1 to 17448 code for a protein of 5815 amino acids. Gene Ontology annotation, biological process: rRNA processing; ribosomal large subunit assembly. Gene Ontology annotation, cellular component: nucleus; preribosome, large subunit precursor. The record is from RefSeq and is a predicted model, not a curated record. NCBI's taxonomy places the organism in Eukaryota, Evosea, Eumycetozoa, Dictyosteliales, Dictyosteliaceae. The transcript is spliced from 5 exons. Gene Ontology annotation, molecular function: ATP binding; ATP hydrolysis activity.
AUGUAUAAAUUUAAAUUUAAUUUAUUUAAAGCUAUUAGGGCAUUGGAAACAGAGAUAGAGUCAUCAUCAGCAUCAUCAAAUGAAGACUUUAAAAAUUUAGAAGGUAUAUUUAAAAAAAAUGAGAACGAAUAUACAUCACAAGACAAAUUAUUUAUUUUAAAUGAAAUCUCGACCAUUUUAAUGGGAAAACCACAACACACAUUAUUAUUAUCAAGUAUUUUCAGACCAUUAUUAGUCGAUUUGGUUUCAAGAUAUAUCCACUCUAGUAAAAGUAGAGCAGCAAGCCCAAAACAUCAAUCAAGUAAAAAUAAAAAACAACAAUUAACAUCAAGCGCAAUCAAUAUUCCCGAAAUUGAGAAUAUAACUUUUAUUUUUUCACAAUUAUUACCAACAACACCACAAUUACAAAGUUUAAUAAUUGAAUUUUAUGAAAAAUCAAACAAUAUAAAUCAAAUUAAUAAUAAUAGUAAUGGUUCAAUUUUAUUUGAAUCAAUUUUAAAUUGUAAAAAUAUAUCAGAAGAGAACGAAGAAAGAUGGUUAACAUUGGUACAAAGUUGUUAUAGAUUACUCACAUUUAAUAGAAAGAUUUUUUCAACUUUAUUUAACUGGUCACCAUUAUAUUCGCUAUUGGAGAUCAAGAGCCAACGUAUAACAUGGUAUGUUAUAAAAUGUAUGUCAAUGGUUUUAAAUGUUCCAGACAAUCAACUCGAAUCCAUCAAGCCAUUAUAUAAGCAAUAUCACCAUCAAAUUAUUCAAAUCGAAAACGAAAUUUUAAAUUUAGAAUCAUCAAGACUAUUUUUAAAUCAAAAUUAUAAUACAGUUUAUGAAAAUAACGAAGAUGUUAUUGAAAUUGACCAAGAAAAAGUCAAUCGUAAUAUUUUUAUCGAAAAAGAAGACUUACAUCAUACAAUCAUCGAUGUUUGUGGUAUUUUAUUAUUCAAAAAAUUCGAACAACCACAUCAAAAGCAUCAUAACAAAUUAAUUGAACAAAAAUUAGUUUAUACAAAUACAGUUUCACAAAAUUUAAAUUCUUUGGCAAUUGCGGUCGGCUUAGGUAAACCAAUUUUAAUAGAGGGUGUUACCGGUUCAGGUAAAACAACAAUGGUUGAAGAAUUAUCAAGAGUAACAGGCAAUGACAAUAUUAUCAGAAUUCAUUUGGGUGAUCAAACUGAUUCAAAGGUUUUAUUAGGUACUUAUAUCACAUCUGAUACUCCAGGUGAGUUCAAAUGGCAAGCUGGUGCAUUAACACAAGCUGUUAGCGAAGGUAGAUGGAUUCUUAUUGAGGAUAUUGAUUUGGCACCUGUUGAAGUUUUAUCAGUUUUAAUCCCACUUUUAGAAAAUCGUACUCUUUUUAUUCCAGGUCGUGGUGAAGUCAUUGAAGCUUCAAAUGGUUUCCAAUUAUUUGCAACACAAACUUUAUUUGGUACUCAUUCUCGUGAUCAAAAUGCAAAUAUUCUCAGUCAUCUUUGGACUAGAGUUGUUAUUGAAGCACUUUCACCAAGCGAAAUGAAACAGGUUCUUUCAACUUUAUUCCCACAAUUAGUUGCUUUAGUACCAAAGUUUAUUGAAACUUUUAAUUUGCUCUUAAGAGUUAUUUCAAACCAAUCAAUUGCAGUAUCACCAUCAGACGAAGCCUCAGGUGCUAUUACAACAGGUUCAGCAGCUAAUAGUGACAAGUUUAUAAUACCAUCAAGUAGAUUUAUUUCAAGUCGUGAUUUAAUUAAAUGGAUAAAGCGUUGUAAUGAAAGAUUAUCAUUUACUGGUUUGUCACACCAAAUGGUCACAUCAACAAUGCAAGAAAUCGUUUUUGUUGAAGCUCUUGACUGUUUUUGUUCGAUGAUCUCUAAAAAGAAUCUUAGAAAAACUUUAACUGAAGUAAUUGGUAGAGUUUGGGAGUUAACCGCCGAUCGUAUCAAUUACUAUGUAGAAUUAUAUAAACCAUCCAUUCAAAUCACCGAAAAAAUUAUGACUACAGGUCGUGCAUCCCUCGAAUGCAGUAAGAAAUCAGAAGCCAUUCAAAUUCAAUCUAAAAAACAUACACGUUUCGCUACUGAAUCGGAUCAGGCCGAAUCUGGUGUCACUAAACAUGGUGUAUUUGCCCACACUAUGAAUUCACUUCGUCUUAUGGAAAAAAUUUCAAUUUCAAUUCAAUUUAAUGAACCAAUUUUAUUAGUUGGUGAAACUGGUACUGGUAAGACAUCCGUUGUUCAAUAUGUUGCCGAUCAACUUAAUCAAAAGUUAGUUGUACUUAAUCUCAAUCAACAAUCUGAUAGUUCAGAUUUAAUUGGUGGUUUCAAACCAGUAGAAAUGCGUAUUUUAUGUUUACCAUUAAAGAACAGAUUCGAUGCAUUAUUCAAAAAGACAUUUUCUGAAGGUAACAACUCUGAUUUCCUCGAUAAAAUUCACCAAUCAUUCCUUUCAAAGAACUGGAAGAACUUUAUUACACUUUUAAAUAAAGCAAUGAAAUUAGUCGAAAAUAAAGUAUUAAAAGAAGAUACCACCGAAGGUACUGGUAAAAAACGUCAACUUCGUUCAGAAUUUAAAGAUAAAUGGGUUAAAUUAGCAGCAGAUAUCAAAAAGUUAUCAAUUCAAUUCGAAAAGUCAAAGAACAAUUUCGCUUUUAGUUUUGUUGAAGGUUCAUUAAUCAAUUGCAUCCGUAAAGGUUAUUGGGUACUCUUAGAUGAAAUGAAUUUAGCAACCAGUGAAACUUUAGAAAGUUUAAGUGGUCUUUUUGAAGGUGGAUCUUUAACACUCACAGAGAAAGGUGAUGUCGAACCAGUUGAAAGACAUCCAAAUUUCAAAGUAUUUGCUUGUAUGAAUCCACCAACUGAUAUUGGUAAAAAGGAUUUACCACCAGGUAUUCGUAAUCGUUUCACUGAAUACUAUGUAGAUGAUUUAGAUAACAAGGCCGAUCUUUGUUUGGUUGUCAAAACUGUUCUUCAAAAUGUUGUACCACAUCCACCAAUCGAAGAUAUUGUCGAAUUUUAUUUAAAAACAAAACAAGAGUCUCAAAAUAAAAUGUUGGAUGGUUCAAAUCAAAAGCCACACUUCAGUUUACGUACUUUAUCAAGAGCAUUAAAUUAUACAAAACAUGUCACUAAAUCUUUUGGUUUCCAAAGAGCUCUUUUCGAAGGUAUUAGUAUGUCUUUCUUGACUCAAUUAAAUAGACAAUCUUAUCCAAUGAUGGAACAAUUAAUUAAACAAUAUAUUAAAAAAGGUGAUAAUAAACUUUAUAGCCAACCAUUAAAUAAACCAUCAAAUACUGAAAUAGAAAAAUAUGUACAAAUCGAACAGUUUUGGAUCGAAUGUGGUGAUGAAAAACCAAUCGUACCACCACAUUAUAUUUUAACACCAUCAAUUAAAGCUAAUCUUUCAAAUUUAUCUAGAGUUUUAGUUUCUCGUAAACAUCCAAUUCUUUUACAAGGUCCAACUUCUAGUGGUAAAACUUCAAUGGUUGAAUUUUUAGCUCAAAGAACUGGUCAUAGAUUUAUUCGUAUUAAUAAUCAUGAACACACUGAUUUACAAGAAUAUCUUGGUCAAUAUAUUUCAGAUGAUAAAGGAAAAUUGGUUUUCCAAGAGGGUAUUUUAGUUGAAGCUGUACGUAAGGGUUAUUGGGUAGUAUUGGAUGAACUUAAUUUAGCUCCAUCUGAAGUUUUAGAAGCUUUAAAUCGUUUACUCGAUGAUAAUAGAGAGCUCUUUAUUCCAGAAACUCAAGAGGUCGUCAAACCACAUCCACACUUCAUGUUAUUUGCUACUCAAAAUCCACCAGGUCUUUAUGGUGGUAGAAAGGUUUUAUCCCGUGCCUUUAGAAAUCGUUUCCUUGAACUCCACGUCGAUGAUAUCCCAGAAAAUGAAUUGGAAGAAAUUUUAUGCAAGCGUUGUGCUCUUCCACCAAGUUAUUGUAAGAAAUUAGUUGCAAUUAUGAAAGAACUCCAAUUAAAUAGACAAGGUAGUACCCAAGUUUUCGCAGGUAAACAUGGUGCCAUCACAUUCAGAGAUCUUUUUAGAUGGGCUGAACGUAAACCAUCAUCAUACGAAGAGUUAGGUUAUGCUGGUUUUAUGUUAUUGGCUGAGCGUUUACGUAAAGAUGACGAAAAGGCAAUUAUAAAACAGGUUAUUGAAAAGCAUCUCAAGAUUAAAAUUGAUAUGGAAGAAAUUUAUGCAUGCGAUGAAACCCCAGAAUUUAAACAAAUUAUGGAUAUUUUAGCUAAUGACGAACAAGUUUGCAAGCAAAAUCAUUUAGAUAAAAUCGUAUGGACCAGAUCAAUGAAGCGUCUCUUUAGUUUAGUAGGUAAAUGUUUAGAACAUAAAGAACCAAUUUUAUUAGUUGGUGAAACUGGUUGCUCAAAGACCACUAUUUGUCAAAUUUAUUCAAUUCUCAAUAAACAAAAACUCCAUAUUUUAAAUUGUCAUCAACACACUGAAACUGCAGAUUUCAUUGGUGGUUUAAGACCAGUUCGUGGCCGUGAUCAAGUUUUAGGUAAACUUUUCUCACUUGUAAAGAAAUAUUUCAACGAUAUUGCUCAAUUAAAUCUUUAUCAAUUAGAUCUCUCAGAAUAUAAUGCUACCACUAUCGAUACAUUACCAAUUAAAGAUAUUAUGGAAAGUUUAUUUGUAACCUCAUGGAAAUCCAUUCAAUCAAACAAAUCCAUCACUGACGAACUUAGACAAUUUGUUACCGAAAUCGAUAAAACUUAUAGUACUUAUUGCUCAUUAUUUAAUUGGGUCGAUGGUCCAUUAGUCGAAGCUAUGAAAUCUGGUGACUACUUCCUUAUCGAUGAAAUUUCACUCGCUGAAGAUGCAGUAUUAGAAAGAUUAAAUUCAGUAUUAGAACCAAGCAGACUUUUAGUUUUAGCAGAAAAAGGUGGUGUAGAAAUUGAAGAGUUACGUGGUCAUCAAGAUUUUAGAAUAUUGGCAACUAUGAAUCCAGGUGGUGACUUUGGUAAAAAAGAGUUAUCUCCAGCCAUGAGAAAUCGUUUCACAGAAAUUUGGGUUCCAGCAAUUAGCUCACAUGCUGAUCUUUUACAAAUUAUUGAAGAACGUUUCACAGAUUCAAAAUUAAAAGGUAAAGGUACUUUAAUGUUAGAAUUUAUUGAACACCUCUUAACUGUUCAAAAGAAUAAAAGAGUUAUUUCCCUCAGAGAUAUUUUAUCAUGGAUCAACUUUAUGAACCUUUGUAUGAAGAAAGAGUUAUUAACUCCAAAUGAAUCCUAUAUUCAUGGUGCAUGUCUUGUUUUAUUGGAUGGUUUUGGUAUGGGUUCAAAUUCAUCAUCAGAAUCUGAAGGUUUAAAAUUACGUGAAGCAUGUUUAGUUCGUUUAAUCUCACAAAUUUCGAACGAUUCAAAUUCAAAUCAAGAUGAAACAUUAAAAUUCGAAAGAGAGCUUUUAAAUAAAGGCAAUGGUUCAGAAACAAUUCAAAUUAUCAGAGACGAAAAGAGAUUUGGUAUUCAUCCAUUUUAUAUUCCAGUCAAUGAAUCAAAUGUUCCAAAAAUACAAUUUAGUUUAUCAGCACCAACUACAUCAAAAAAUGCACAACGUGUACUUCGUGGUAUGCAAUUACCACGUGCCAUCUUAAUUGAAGGUUCACCAGGUGUUGGUAAAACCUCUUUAAUUACUGCUAUUGCAAAUGCAACUGGUAACACUAUUGUUCGUAUCAAUCUUUCAGAACAAACCGAUAUUAUGGAUUUAUUAGGUUCAGAUCUUCCAGUUGAAGGUGGUACAGGUGGUCAAUUUGAAUGGAGAGAUGGUGUUUUCCUUGAAGCACUUCGUAAAGGUUACUGGGUACUUUUAGAUGAACUCAAUCUUGCCUCACAAACUGUACUUGAAGGUUUAAAUUCAUGUUUAGAUCAUCGUUCAGAAGUUUACAUCCCAGAAUUGGGUAAGACUUUCCAAUGCCAUCCAAGCUUUAGAGUAUUCGCAUGUCAAAAUCCACUCCAUCAAGGUGGUGGUCGUAAAGGUUUACCAAAAUCAUUCCUCAAUCGUUUCACACAAGUUUUCAUUGAUCAAUUAGAUAAGAACGAUCUUUUAUUCAUCAGUACUGCAAUGUACCCAUUAAUUCCAGCCGAAACUAUUAAAAAUAUGAUCGAUUUCAAUCACUUAAUGUUCAAAGAGUCAAUGAUUGAACAUAAAUUCGGUAGAAAAGGUGCUCCAUGGGAAUUUAAUUUAAGAGAUACUUUCAGAUGGUGUGACUUAAUCGUUAAAGAUAAAUCAUCAGUUUCAAACCCAGGUAGAUUCAUCGAUUUAAUUUAUCUCCAAAGAAUGAGAACUCAAGAAGAUCGUUUACACGUCAUCGAGCUUUAUAAACAAGUAUUUGGCAACAACGAUUGUACCUACGAUCAAACUUAUAAAUAUCCACAUUAUACUAUCACCCCAGAAUAUUUACAAAUUGGUUCAUCUUUAUUACCAAGAAAUCAAGAGCACUCUGCUUCAACUAAUAGUGACUCAAGUGCUAUUAUCAAUAGUGGUUCAAAUAUUCAAUUACUCCAUCGUUUAUUAAAUCCAUUAGAAAACAUUAUGAAAUGUAUUGAAAUGAAUUGGAUGAGCAUUUUAAUUGGUCCAACUUCAACAAGUAAGACAUCAUCCAUUCGUUUAUUAGCUCAACUCACUGGAAACACUCUAUACGAGUUUUCUAUGAACAGUUCAGUUGAUACUACCGAAAUUCUUGGUGGUUUUGAGCAAAUUGAUAUGGUCCGUUAUCAAAAGAAAAUCAUUUCAUCAACAUCAGCUCUUAUAACUAAGGUUUCAAGUCAUAUUAUGACCUACUUUAACCACGAAAAUGCAUCUGAACUUUUACCACUUUGCAUUGCAUCAAUUCAAGAUAUCUAUCAAGUCUGGAAUAUUUUUGUCACUCGUUCCAAGCAACACCAACAACAAGAACAUUCUCUUGGCUCUAACAAUAACAAUGCUUUAGUUGAUACAGAAUUAUUAGAGUUAUUAAAUCAAAUUAUUGUUGCAUUAGAAAAGGUAUCACUUCAAUUUAACAUGGACUCAAUCGAACAUUUAUCAAGUAUCCAAGAUAUUAAAUCACAACUUGAACGUCUCAAGACAAUUGAAAAAGAAUCAGUUACUGGUUGUUUUGAAUGGAUUGAUGGUCUCUUAAUUAAAGCACUUGAAACUGGUGCAUGGAUUUUAAUCGAUAAUGUCAAUUUUUGUAACCCAACUGUUUUGGAUCGUCUUAAUCCAUUAUUAGAACAAGAUGGUGUUUUAAUGCUCAACGAAAGAGGUAUGGUUGAUGGUCAAGUUAAGGUUAUUAAGCCACAUAAAAAUUUCCGUAUCUUUUUAACUAUGGAUGACCGUAAAGGUGAAAUCUCUCGUGCUAUGCGUAAUAGAGGUAUUGAAAUUUAUAUGCCAGAACCACAUAUUGUCAACUUUGAUAAUCAAACUCUCUUAACCUCCCUUGGUAUUCCAAUCGCAUCAUUAACCCGUCAAAUGAUUGAAUUCCACAAUCAAAUUUUCACUCAUUUCUCCUCAACCAUUGAAAACCCAGUUACUCUUUCCCAACUUUUAUAUUGGGGCAAAUUAAUGUUAGAUCAACUUCAAAGAGGUUUCCCAUUAGAAAGUUCAAUUCGUAAUUCAAUGGAACAAAUUUAUGUUCGUCCACGUAGACAUAUCGCUCAAAAACAAUUAAUUUCUACAAUCUAUAACACUGUUUUCUCAUCAUCUGUAAUUCAAGAAAUCUUAAAAUCAGAUUUAACCGUUUUGGGUAUUUAUCCAAAAUUCAUUAAGGGAAUAGAUUAUGUUAAUGAUUCAACUACAACAUCAUUAACUAAGAAUUCAGAAUUUUUCGAAUUUUAUUUCAACAAAUUAAAACAAUUGGUUGCCAACUCAUCUGAUGACCAACAGGAAGAAAAAUUACAACAAAUCGAAAAUUACAAAGUUUCAGCCAAAUUCUUAAUUGAAAAUUUAAAUUCAUCAAUGUUAGAAAAUUAUAUCUCUUAUUUAAAUAAUUUGAAGAAUAAGGAACAAAAAGAUGACCCAAGUAAUCAAAUUUUACUCUCAUUGGUCGCCUCCAUGAAGCAAUUAUUCGGCCAUAGUGUUUACAAAUCAUUUGAAGAAAAAUUAAAUCAAUUAUUAUCAUCAAUUAAUUUAUCAAUCGAUUCCAAACAAUUAUUGGUUUAUCAAGGUCACCAAUGGAAGAAUAAUGAUUCAUUAUUUAAAUUAAUUAAAGAAAAAGUAGAUAAUUACAAACCAUUGGUUCAAGAUGAUCAAAUGGACAUUGAUGACAAUAGUGCUAGUGGCUCAUUAAAAGAACUUUUCAAUUCAAUUUUAUUUGAAAUGGAAAUUAUCAAAUUAUUAUUAAACCUCUUUAUCCAAACUUCCAAACAGGAAAAAGAAUACACCAAAUUCCUUAAAUCUCAAGCAUCCAAUUUAACAUCAGUAAAAGUUAUUAAACAACAACCAGUCAUUUUGUUAUCAUUAGCAUACACAAAGAAGAUGUUAAGUAGAGAUCAUUUACCACACCAAGAUGUUGUUUCAGUAAUUUAUCGUUUAUUCAAAUCAUUAGAUGACCAAAUCGACCAAUGGUUAAAUGAAUCAUCUCAACAAGUAAGUGGUGGUAAUGAUGCUCUCAUUAAAGGCUUUAAUCAUCUCAUUGAAUUAAAGAAUAAUUUCUGGAAUAGUUUAUUCUCCUUACCAUCAAGCAAGUUUAAUUUAGGUGAAUUUAUUAUUAGAUGGAGAUGGAUACACAAAGAAAUUAAUUUAUUAACUAAAGCAUUCGAGUCUAUUAAAGUUAAUACUGGCCUUCAAGUUUUAAUUGAUAAAAUUGAAACAUCAUUCAAAUCAUUCCACGAUAAUUCAAACAACCGUUUAUGGAAGGUUAGUGGUUACCCAAUGGUUAUGAAAUCUGACCAUUUGGUUCAAUUAGAUGCUCAAUUCCUUUCACUUUUAGAUAAGGUUCAAUUCAACUUUAACAAGAAUGAAAAUCCACUCAAACAUAACAGUCACUAUAUUGACGAAGAAUGGAGAAAGACUUUAUUAGAAGCUAUUUCAACAUUAUAUUGGGCCAACUAUCAGUUAAAUUCAUCAGACGAAAAAGAAUUGGAGCGUGUUAACGAUUUUAUUAACAAUUUAGAUAAGGUUCCAUCCAGUCUUUCUGAUAAACUUUUAGAAUUAAUUAAUAAACAAAAAGAUCAACUCAAGUCAUUUAACCCAGUUGGUACUGAAAUUGAAAUGGAAAGUGAUAAAUCUAUGGAACAUUUUGACCCAUUAUCAAUUAAACAUCAAGUUGUAUCAAUUUCCCCAUUAAUUGAUCAUAAUCUUCACUUGAAAGAAACAUUUAUCAUUGCUCAAUUAUCUCAAUUAUUAUUACUUCAACACAUGGAUAUCGAAAGUGGUCAAAUGAAACCAACAAUAAUUCCAAUCUUAGAGUCCAUAAUUGAUGAAUUAAAAUAUAUUGUUAAAUCUUACAAAUCUUCAAAUUUAAUUCCAAGAUCAAUUUAUCAUUUAGCAUUCUAUCAAAAAUUAAUUUGGAUGAUUGAUAAUUAUUUAGAAAAAGUUAAUCAACAAGAACAAGAAGAGGAAGAAGAAGCUACCGAACCAUGUUCCAUUGGUAUUAUUGAAAUUCAAAGUGUAAUCCAUUCAAUUCUUUAUAUUUAUAAUCAAAGUCAAUGGAACAAUUCAUUUAAUGAUAUUUCAUGCGUAUCAAGAUCAUCAAUGCCACAGUACAAGUAUCAAUUAACAAAGAACGAAGCUGCCACCAUUAAAGAAUCAUCUAAUCAUCUUUACGAUUCAAUUAGAUUUGGUUAUGGUCCACCACGUCUCUUCCAAAAUAUUCAAUCAAUCUUUUCAUAUUAUCUUACCUGCGAUUGGGGUUACGUCAGUAUUGCUGAAAUUCCAACAAAAAUUGACCAAUUAAAUCAAAUUAUUCAACAUUUAACAAACUCAGAUGGUUCAAGUAGAGUUUCAAAUAUUGAAGCAUUCGAAUAUCAAAUUAAACAAUCAAUUGCUUUAAUUUUAUCAACUGUUUCAUCAUUCUACAAAUCGUUUGACAAACAAUUCAAGGAUCAAUUGCUUUCAAAUAUUAUUCAAUUAGGUGAUAUCUUGUUAUCAAAUAUCAGUGUAGAUAACAUUGAUUUAACUAUUAAUCAAUUAAUUGAUUCAAUUAAAUCAUUAAUUUCAAAUUCAACUGACCAAUCAUUCAAUACCAAAUCUAAGAAACUUUUAGUUCCAUGUUUCGAUUUGGUCAAAAAGAUAUUCUCAAACUCCACUGAAGAAACUUCAAAUACCGAAUUACAAUCAAUCUUUGGUCAAUUAACAUUGUUAUUAAACACCUUUAGAUUAAUAAUGUAUAUCCCAUCCAACUCAAUUGAUCCAACCCAAAAGUAUGGCGUUGUUUUACAACACUCAAAAGAAACUUCAAACCAUUUAGAAAACGAAAUUGAAAUUAGAAAACAAAUUGAAAAACUUCACACUGGUAGAGAUUCAAACUUAAUUAUCGAACAAUUAGUUGAAGAAAAGAAUCAAAUUGAUGAAAAGUUAACUUUACAAAUGAAGAAGAUUACUCUUCGUCCAAUUCCAUCACAAUUCGAAGAACUCUAUAGAGAUAUCAGUCAAUUCUCUGAUCAAUUUAGCAACAUUGAAAAGAUUUUGGAUUUAAUUAACAAAUUACAAUUAUCCAAUGUCCAAAAAUCACAAGAUGUAGAUAUGAACACUAAUGGUAAUGAAGAUGAUGAAUUAAACCAUCAAUCAAACAACAACUCAUCAUAUAAUCAAAUGGUAUUAAAUACAGAGACUAUGUGGCAAGACAAAGCUAAUCAUUUCAUUCAAUCAUGUGAAAAGAAAUAUUAUUCUAGAUAUCGUGAUAUCAUUGUUCCAAUUAUCACAUCAGUUUAUCAAAUGAAAUCUGGUUUAAGAUUGAUGUCUGUAUCUUUCAAACAAAAAGCUGACGAUUUUAAACUUGGUGGCAAUAAUCAAGAGGUAGUUAAACAAAUUCAAAAGGUUUUAUUAUCCUUGUCAAAUUUCCCAAGAAUCAAAGAAAUAAGUGAUAUUGAAGAAAUCAAACAAAACAAUUUCAACAAUGAUUUAUUAUUGAACAAAUUCACACUUGACUCAAUCAAAGAAAUGAUGAAACUCAAUCAAUUCACCAAUGAAGAUUCUUCAAAUGGAGGUACCCAAAACUUCAAAGUUAUUGGUCUUUUAUUACGUUCAUCACUUUGCCAAAUUUACAGCCAACUUUCAACUUCAAAUUAUUUAGAUGUUGCAAGUUUAGAAUCCAUUGAUAAUAUCUUUAGAACCUUUGUUUCAGAAUGGAAAUUCCAACAAGAAGAAAAGAGAAAGAAAGACGAAGCAGCAAAUCAAGAGUUUAAAUAUAAAGUCCAAUCACAUAAAAUGGAAACUAAAGAAGAAAAGGAUGAAAAAGUAUUCUUGUCAUCUUUCCCAAGCUUCUAUAAAGAAUUCCAAGAUUUAGAGGUUGCAAACGUAGUUGAAAACCAAGUUGAUGAUGAAACCCCUGCUGAAGAGCAAGCUACUGAAGAUGAAACAUCCGAUAUGUUUUUCAAGAGCUCAAUUAACAAUGAAGAAGUUUUACAAUUAUGUUCAAUUCACAGAGAUAUUUUCAAACACUUAGAUGGUAUCCCAAUUCCAAGAGAUCAACAACAAUGGAAAUUAAGUGAAAAAGAUCGUUCUGAACUCUUCCAACUCUUCUAUUCAUCAUCACAUUUACUCAUGAAGAUUUUAAAUCAACGUGCAGGCGAUAUGCAAUUCGAUGAACAAGCCUUAGGUUCACAUAUUUUAUCAGCAGCCAAUUUAAGAGAAUCUUUAUCAGUUCGUCCACCAACUUUAAUUGUUUAUAGUAAAUUAGACAACAAAUUUAAAUUUUUAAAUACCUCAUCAUAUCUCUACAAGAGAGAGCAAGGUGUCGAAGAUGCAAACGAUGUUAUUUUCCAAAAUAAGACUUACAAUAUCUAUAGAGAUCCAAAUGUAGCAGAAAUCAGUAACACUCGUGAACCAUUAUUAGCUUAUAGAGAAAGAAUUUUUGUUAUCUUAAAAGACUACCCAGACCAAGCCAAUCUUGUACUCAUGGUUAAAUUAAUUGAUCGUUUGUUAACCUAUCCAGCCACCGAUCCAUUAGCUAAAAUCUUAACUGGUUUAGAACUUUUAUUAAGAAAAUCAUUAGAAUGGGAAUCAUUCGCCAGUAAAGCAGUUUCAAUUCAAGAUCAUUUAAAUAUCAUUUCAUCAAUGAUUGUUCGUUGGAGAAAAUUAGAAAUUGAAUCAUGGCCAUCAAUUUUCCAAAGUCAAGAAAAAGAAGCUGAAGUUAAAGCAUUAAAAUCAUGGUUCAUUCUCUAUGAACUCAUCAAUGACGAACCUGAAGAAAAUCAUCAAGAAAACUUACAAAAGAACUUUAAAACACUUCAAGAAUAUCUUUAUUGUUCAAAUUUAGGUGAUUUCUUAACUCGUAUUGAAUUACUAAAAGCUUUCUAUAAACAAUUAAAUAGUACCGUUAAAUUAAUGAAUGGUGUUGAUCAAGUUAGAGUCCAAUACAAACAAUCAAUGUCUGAUAUAAUCUAUAAUGUUUACAAGUAUUACGAAAACUUUAUUCCAAGAUUUGAAGAUCGUUUAGCCAAAGAAAUCAAACCAAUUGAAGAAAAAGCUAUCGAAUUUAUCAAGUUAUCAAGAUGGGAAGAUAAUAGAUUAUUAACCCAAUAUGAAAGAUUAAAACAUCAUAUUGAAGUAUCCCACAGAAAUUUAGCUAAAAUUACAAUCAAAUACAAGAAUGUUUUAGCAUCACCAUUAUCUGAUCUUUUUACUCAAAUCGAAACGGACAUUGAUAUUCCAUCCAAAGUCUUAUAUCCAAAUCAACUCACAGUUGUCACCAAAAAAGGCUCAAAGAAACAACCACCACAACAAAACAACAAUAACAUUGAAAACUUUAAUGAUUGGUUCAAAUUAAAUUCAUUAAGCUAUUUAAUUUCAGAUAAAUCAAAACAAAUAGAAUCAAUUCAAAUUCAAGACAAUCAAUUAUUAAAUGGUUUAUUUGAAAUCGAUAAUCAACAACUAUACAAAAAUAAAUUGCCACAACUCUCAGAAAGAAUGAUUAAGAUUUGUAAACAAUCAUUAUUGGAAUCUUAUAGUUUCAAAGUUAUCAGAGAUGGUGUUGAAAUCAUUGAUGAUUUAGCUGGUACAAUUAUCGAAAGAAUUGGUGAAUUAGCAGGAGAUAAGAUUAAAAGACAAGAAAAAGAGUUAGCAUUAAAAGAAUUAUUAUCUAGAUUUGAAGAUAUGGGUCUUUCAUUCCAUUCAAAUAGCUAUUCACAUGAACAGUUACAAAUUGCUUAUCUCUUUAGCGUACCACACCUUCCUACCUCAAACGAUAAUACAAAUUAUUUACCAAAAUCCAAUACAUUAAUCACUAGAGAUUGUGGUAAUAAAUUAAUUGAACAAUCAGACUCAUACUUUUACCGUAUUGUUUCCAGAGUCCACAGACUUCGUCAAGUUUCAUUAGAAUACCAUUCCGAUGUUGCCAGUAAACAUGUCCAAAGAAUUAAUGGCUAUAUUGAAAACUUUUUAUCAAUUAUUUUAUCUCAAAGAAAACAAUUAAUAGAAUCAAUCGAAAAAUGGAGCAACUUAAUCUCAUUUACCAACUUGUUUUUAAAUCAAUUAAAUGUUUUAAGUACUGAUGAUAUUAAACAAGAAGAAUCAUCCACCAAAGUCCAAUCUAAUGAAAUUUUCAAUAACCAAAAAUCAUUAUCAAAUUGGUUUGAAAUUCAAAGAGAAUCAAUUAAUCAACUAAACCAAGGUAUUAACGAAGUUUUAUUACUCUGCAUAAAGACAUCUAAAGGUAUCCAAGGUGGCGGCUUUAUUUCAACCAUUAUUCCACCAAUUGUUUCAAUUCAACAAUUGAUUGAAUCCACAAAAUUAAGAAUCGACCAAUACCAUUCCAAAUUACGUAAUCUCUAUUCAAUAUUAGAUAAUCAAUAUCCAAUGAUGUCUUGGUCAUCUCUAUAUUUCAUUAAAUCUAUCUUUAAUCAAUUCAACGAAAUUAAAGAAAAAUUAUUAAAUUUAGAUUUAGAAAAUUUAAGUUAUAUUAAAUCACCAAUUUCAAUUUUAGUCAAUAAUAUUGAUGUGGUUUUAAAUAAAUUUAGUAAUGAUUAUGAUUUAUUAGCAUCAAAUCAAGUUUUAGAUAAUAAUCAAGACAAUGAAAAUAACAUUAAAGAAUUUAAUAAACAAUUUGAAAAUAUUGUCGAAAGUUUAUUAAUUUCAAUUCAAAACUUAAAGAAACAAUCAGAUACAGUCGUUGAACAACAAGAAAAAGAACAAGAAGAAGAACAAGACGAAGAUUUAGAAAAAGUUAGAGAAUAUAGAAUGGAAGAUGGAAGUAUCAGCAAAUUAAAUCAAUUCAUCAAUGGUCAAAUGAAAUCACUCCAACUUGGUAAUCUUUUAAAUCAAUUUAUUAAUCUUCAUAAAACUAUUGUUAAUGGAUCUGAAACAACCAGUAAAUCAACCCUCUCUAUUUAUAGACAAAUGUUAGAUCAAUUAAAACCAAUAUUAUCCCAAUUCAUGUUAAUUGUUAAUCAAAAUAUUGUCGACUUACUUUCAUAUCAUAAGACAUGUUGUAAAUUACAUUAUGUAGUUACUGGUGUUUUCGUUCAACUUUAUACUAAAGGUUUCUGUAAACCACAAGAAGAAGGUGAAACUGGUGAUGGUGAAGGAGGUAAUGGUAAUUUUGAAGACGAUGUCCAAGGUACCGGUAUGGGUGAAGGUAAAGGUAAAGAAGAUGUUAGUGAUAGAAUUAGAGAUAGAGAAGAAAUCGAAGGUCUCCAAGGUGAUGAAAAAGAAGAAAAAGAUGAAGACGAAGACGAAGAGAAAGAAGAAAAAGAUGAAGACCAAGGCUUUGAUAUGGAAGAUGAUUUCGAAGGUGAUAUGCACGAUAUUAAAAAAGACCCAGCCGAUGAAGAUAAGAAGAAAGAUGAAGAAGAAGAGGAACAUGAUAAAGAGUUGGGUGAAUUAGAAAAACCAGAAGAAAACGUCGUCGAUGAAAAACUUUGGGAUGAUGAAGAAGAUGUUAAAGAAGAGGAAGAAGGUGAAGAAGAUGGUCAAGGUGAUACCAAUACUGAUGAAGUAAUGGGAAAGAAUGACGACAAAGAAGAAAAGAAAGACGAUAAAAAAGAUAAUAAAGAUGACAAAAAGAAACCAGAUGAUAAAGGUAGAGAAGAUGAAAAUGAAGAAAUUGGUGAAGAAGAAGGAGAGGAAGAAGAGCAAAAGCAAGGAGAAGAAGAUGAAGAAUUUGGUGGUGAAGAAGAUGAAGAAGGUGAAGAAGAUCCAGUUAAUCAAGAACAAGAGAAAGAAGAAAACCAUAUGGAUGCAAGAGGCGAUGACCAAAUGGAAAUUCCAGAUGAGUUAGAGUUUGAAGAAAGUGGUGACGAAGAACAACAAGCUGGCGAAGAAGAGCCACCGUUCCCUGAAGAAUCAAAACAAGAAGAAGAAGGUGGUCAAGAUAGUGACGGUGGUGAAAGUGUUGAUAAAGAGGGUGAGAGCGAAGAUGAAAACGAAGAGGAAGACGAAAAUAAAGAAGAUAAAGAAGAAGAAGAUAAAGAAAAUAACAUUGAUCAAUCAAAUGCAGAUUCUAUUACUCCAGAAGAAGAUGGAGAAAAUGCAGAAGAUGAAGAAGAUAAAGAUCAAAACUCAUUGACUGCAGAUCAACAACAAGAUGACAGAGAAAAGGAAUCUGAACAACCAUUAGGUGUUAAAGAUAAGAAAGGUUCAAAAUCAAAUGUUUCAAAUAAUGAUGAUGAAAUGCAAGAUCAAGCUAACCAAGAAGAUAAUGCUGACGAUGAUAGUGGCAUGACUCAACAAGCUCCAUCAGAAAAUGAUACAGGUGCAUUAAAGAAUCUCAAAGCCCAACCACCACCAAACUCACAACAACAACAACAACAAAAACCACCCAAGAAACAACAAGUCGAUCCAAAUCCAUAUAGAUCAAUGGGUGAUGCUAAUAAAGAAUGGAAAAAACGUCUCAAUUUACUCGAUAAGAACGAAGAGGAAGAAGAACCAACCACCGACGAAAAAGCACCAAAACAAGAUAAGAAUGCUCCAGAGAAUAAAAAUCAAGAUUACGAAUUUAUGAAAGAAGAUAAAGAAAACCAAGAUGGUGAAGAAGAAGAAGCUGAACAAGCUUUAGCUGCUGCUACCGAUUCACAAUUACAAGAUAUUAAACAAAAAGCUCAAGAUGAAAACGCUGAACAAGAAGAAGAGCUUGAUGAUGAUCAAAUGGAUAUAGACGAUGACCAAGACCACAAACAACAAAUUGAACACCAAGAUGACUCUAAAGAAGAAAUGGAUCAAAAUAAAAAGAUUUCAAUGUCAAAAUUAAAACAAGAUCAAUUAAAAGAAAAAGAAAAAGAAGAUAAAAAAGAAGAUAAACAAGACGAAGAAAAUAAAGAUGAAGAUGAUCCACUUGGCUUAAAUCAAAAAGAUAAAUUCACAAAAGAACAAUUAGAAAACAUUACAGGUAUUAAAGACUCAAAUCAAUCCGAAGAAGAAGAACAAGAAGAGGAUGAAGAAGAGGAAACUAUUGAAUCUGUUGAAGAAAAGAAAUUAACAAGAGAGGAUUUAGAAAAGAUGAGACAAGAUUUGGAGCAAUUCAAAAUGGAAAACAACGGUAAUCCAGAAAUUGGUUCAGAACUUUGGAAGAAAUAUGAACAAUUAACCUCAGAUUUAUCUCAAGAUUUAUGUGAACAACUCAGAUUAAUCCUUGAACCUACUUUAGCUACCAAACUUCAAGGUGACUAUAAGACUGGUAAGAGAAUCAACAUGAAGAAGGUCAUUCCAUAUAUUGCUUCACAAUUUAAGAAAGAUAAAAUUUGGCUCAGACGUACUAAACCAAACAAGAGACAAUAUCAAGUUUUAUUAGCAAUUGAUGAUACUGAAUCAAUGGCAAUUUAUCAUAGCGGUCAAUUUGCACUCGAAGCAAUGACAAUGAUUUCAAGAGCAAUGUCACGUCUUGAAGUUGGUCAACUCGGUAUCGUUAGAUUUGGUGAAGAUGUUCAAUUAGUUCAUUCAUUUGAUCAAGUAUUUUCAGAUCAAACUGGUCCAGAAAUUAUUACCCAAUUCAAAUUUGACCAAACCAAAACCAAUAUGACAACAUUCCUUUCAAAAACCCUUCAAAUCAUGGAAAUGAAUAAGCAAGGUGGUUCACUAGAACCAACUAUGCAAUUAGUAUUUAUUAUUUCAGAUGGUUGGAGUUUACGUGACCCAGAAACUACAAAGAAAAUACUUAGAGAAGCUAGUAUUAAAAACUUAUUUAUAGUUUUCAUUGUAAUUGAUAAUCCAGUUAAUAAUAAUAGUAUUUUAGAUUUUGAAUCUAUUUCAUUCAACAAUGGCAAGAUUCAACGUACAAACUACAUGUCCGAAUUCCCAUUCUCAUACUAUGUCAUUCUCAGAAGCCUCAAUAAUCUUCCAAGCAUUCUCUCAGAUACAUUAAGACAAUGGUUUGAAAUGGUUAAACACAUCGAAUAG